UGUAGAAUCAGCUGGCCCUGAUUGCAUCGUCCCAGGGCAGAUUACGCCCAUCAAAUUACUUGGUCUCAAGGUAUGGCCUGUUGAGGUUGACCUGAAAUUUUUGGAACCAGUUGGAAGAGAGCUUAAGUUGCUUGGAAAGGAGCCAUGCAAGGAGAGCAUGAUCAACUUCGUAAAGGGACAUGGCUUGAGGAAGAAGAUGAAAGACUCAUUUCUUUUGUACAACUUAUGGGAGAGAAGAGAUGGGAUGCUUUAGCCAAAGCCUCAGGUUUAAGAAGGAGUGGUAAGAGUUGCAGGCUAAGGUGGCUUAACUAUCUUCGUCCAAAUCUAAAGCAUGAUCAAAUUAGUGCUGAAGAGGAGAAUAUCAUCAUUCAACUUCAUGAGAGAUGGGGUAACAAAUGGUCGAAAAUCGCGAGAAUUUUGCCAGGAAGAACUGAUAAUGAGAUAAAGAAUUACUGGAGAACUUAUUUAAGAAAAAAAUUAGCACAAAAUCAAGAAGAGAAAGGCAAAGAAGAUAUUGCUACUACUGCUAUUGGUGAUAAAAUAUGGAAGUGUGAGAGUGAUGAAUAUGAUGAGAAUUUAUGGGGAAGCAAAAGCAGUAGUUGGGAUGGUUGUUCUGAUGGGUCUGGAUUAUUAUUAUCAUCAGGAGAUUUUGAACUAACAAGUUCACCAUAUGAGAAUCGAUUAUCAGAUUAUUGGAUAUCAUUAUCAGUACUUUCUAAUAAUGAUGAGCAAGAUAGUAAUGAAAUGAAAUGCUAUGAUGAAUGUAAUAAUAGUAUGGUAGAUCAUGAUCAAUAUUGGAGUACUAUUGUCCCUGGUCAUCAUGAUUAUGAUCAAUGUGACACUUGGAACACUUCAGGUUCUCUCUGGGACAUGAACUAAAUGAAUAACAUCAAUAUGUGUAAUAUAUUUAUUAUAAUGUCUUUAGUAGUUUAGUGUGUAUAUAUAGAAGUAUUACUUUUUCAGUGUGUGAAAAUAUCAAAUGAAGAAAGCUUAGAAAGUUAUUAAUAAAGUUCUAUUGGUACCCAAAA
Molecule: messenger RNA, 1028 nt
Organism: Cannabis sativa
Lineage: Eukaryota; Viridiplantae; Streptophyta; Magnoliopsida; Rosales; Cannabaceae
Product: transcription factor MYB27
Exons: 5
Coding region: 145-879 (244 amino acids)
Biological process (GO): regulation of DNA-templated transcription
Cellular component (GO): chloroplast envelope; nucleus
Molecular function (GO): sequence-specific DNA binding; DNA-binding transcription factor activity
Source: RefSeq, a predicted model, not a curated record